CCUGUUUUCUCCUCUUUUGCAGAAAAAACUGAGCAAUGUUGAUGUUGACCCUGGGCUAGGAGCUUCUGGCAUCUUCCUUCCCUUUCUGACUGUUUUACGAUUGCCACAUCACUACCUCGUUCGGCAACCCGUUUAAGAUGCGGGCCUGGAAAGCAGUGGCCAGCACACUCACCUUCAUAGGUGUGGACGUGACAUCGACCACAUUGCUGUACGAAUAUAAUCGCCACAGCAGUAGCAUCCUGCAGGAUCUCAAGCACUUCAACAUCUUUGACUCCAUGCUGGAUAUCUGGGGGUCUUGCUUAUAUCGCAGCUGUCUGCUUUUGGGGGCCUCCAUUGGGGUGGCCAAAAAUACCAAUUAUGGUCCAAAACGAUUGAAAGGAUCCCGGAUCUUUAUCAUCCUGGUCUGUCUGGCAGUCGGGAUCUAUGCCCUGGUCAAAUUGCUGCUUUACUCCGAAGUGAGAAAGACCAUCAAGGAUCCUUGGUUUUGGGGUUUCUUUGCCUGGACUUACAUCUCCCUGGUGGCCACCUUCUCCUUGUGGCAGCUACUCUCUUCUGUGACACCUGCCAGGGAUACCUUAGGGAUUAAUUCUGAAUCCAGGGCUGAAGCAGAAGAAAUCGGAGACCCUAAUUCUCCUGGGUUUCGGGAAAAGAAAGAGGAGCCAUCAGCUGGCACCAUUUGUAAACUCUUGUCCUACACCAAACCAGAUGCUCACUUCCUUGUGGUGGCCUUCUUUUUCCUCUUACUUGCUGCUUUAGGAGAAACUUUCCUUCCGUACUACACUGGCCAGGCCAUUGAUGGAAUAGUCAUCCAGAAGAGCAUGGACCAGUUUUCCAGAGCAGUGGUGAUCAUGGCGUUUCUAGUCAUAGGAAGCUCAUUUGCCGCAGGUAUCCGGGGUGGGCUCUUCACCCUUGUGUUCGCCAGAUUGAACAUCCGGCUCCGCAGCAAGCUCUUCCGGUCGCUCGUUGUGCAGGAAAUGAGCUUCUUUGACGAAAAUCUCACCGGCGACAUUAUUUCCCGACUAACAUCAGACACAACAAUCGUGAGCGAUCUGGUCUCCCAAAACAUCAACAUCUUUUUGCGCAACCUGGUCAAAGCCACAGGGGUCAUCGUUUUCAUGUUUAGCCUCUCGUGGCAGCUGUCCUUGGUGACCUUCAUGGGCUUCCCUAUAAUCAUGCUGAUGUCAGACCUUUAUGGAAAAUACUAUAAGAAGCUCUCCAAAGAAGUCCAGAACGCUUUGGCCAAGGCGAACAACACUGCCGAAGAAACCAUCUCAGCGAUUAAGACGGUCCGAAGCUUUGCCAACGAGGAGGCAGAGGCAGAAGUCUAUUGGGACAAGCUGCAGCAGGUCUACCAACUCAACAAAAAGGAAGCCAUGGCGUACACCUACUACGUGUGGUCAAAUGGACUCACCCUCCUCAUCGUUCAAGUUAGCAUCCUGUACUACGGAGGCCACCUGGUGAUCACUGAGCAAAUGACUAGUGGAAACUUGAUAUCCUUCAUCAUUUAUGAGUUUGUCCUGGGAGACUGCAUGGAGUCGAUUGGUUCAGUUUACAGCGGCCUCAUGCAGGGUGUGGGGGCUGCCGAAAAGGUGUUUGAGUUCAUAGACCGUCAGCCGACUAUGAUGAGUGAUGGGACGCUGGCGCCCAGCCAACUGGAAGGAAAAGUGGAGUUUAAGAAUGUCACUUUUGCUUACUGCACCCGGCCUUCAUCCCAGGUGUUACAGGAUGUCUCCUUCACGCUCCAUCCUGGGAAGGUGACCGCUCUGGUGGGCCCUUCCGGCAGCGGGAAGAGUUCUUGUGUCAACAUCAUGGAGAAUUUCUACCCUCUUCAACAGGGGCAGGUUCUUCUGGAUGGGCAGCCUAUUGACCUGUAUCAGCACAAGUACCUUCACUCAGUGAUCUCUCUGGUGAGCCAAGAGCCGGUACUGUUUGCCCGAUCGAUUGCAAAAAACAUCUCUUACGGCUUGGCCUCGGUCCCAUGCGAAUUAGUCGUUCAAGCUGCCCAGAACGCCAAUGCCCACACCUUUAUUAUGGAAUUGCAAGAUGGGUAUCACACAGAAGCUGGAGAGAAGGGAACCCAACUGUCCGGCGGCCAGAAGCAGAGGGUAGCUAUUGCGAGGGCCUUAAUCAGAAACCCACCGAUCCUGAUCUUAGAUGAAGCCACAAGUGCCUUAGAUGCAGAGAGCGAACAUGCGAUCCAGAAAGCUAUUUAUGGGCAUGUCCAGAAUCACACAGUGCUUGUCAUAGCCCAUAGACUGAGCACUGUGGAAAAGGCACACAAUAUCAUUGUUCUCGACAAGGGCCGUGUGGUACAAGAAGGGACGCAUAAGCAGCUUAUGGAAGAAGGCGGCCUUUAUUGCAAGCUAGUGCAAAGACAGAUUCUCGGCCAUGAAGCAGGCAUGGGGGACAGCUGUCCGAUGAAUGGUGGCUUGGCGGGCAUCCAGAGAGAUUCUCCCAAGGCGGGAUUGGCAGAAGAGCUCCAGGUGUGACGUCCCACCUGCUGGACUUGAGGAUGCUCAGCUGGACCGUCCUGCUGUCAACUGAUCCCAGAAGUGAAUGUAACAAGGGUUCCCAUCAAAGCCCAGCUGGAAGAGUUACCAUUUUUCACAGGGCUUCUCCAGUCUUCCCUAUUCAGUGGUGGCUAUUUACAAUCCUAAGCAGCUGUCCAACCUGAAUUACUCCCGGGGGGUUGCAUCUUGUAGAUCAGAAAGAAAACCAGAUGCAAUUCUCUUAACGGUCUGUGUGUUCUUCCUUCCACUGAUACACCUGCCAACUUUGCUGUUAUGUAUAAAUGGGCAUGACUUUUAGGUGCAUGCAUUGGAGGGAAGAAUAAAGAUCUGUGAUGGAUCACCAAGGCGAGGACUAUGGGCCAGGAAGGAAACACUCUCUUGGGAUUGGCCCUGAAGCCAACCGGUUCACUUUCGGAUCACUCCGGUGCCUACAGAUUUCCUUUGUGCUUCCAUGAAAGUUCAACUGGACCUAUAGAUAU
This is a messenger RNA of Candoia aspera, 2989 nucleotides long. It is a transcript of the gene ABCB9, whose product is annotated as ATP binding cassette subfamily B member 9. Gene Ontology annotation, molecular function: ATP hydrolysis activity; ABC-type oligopeptide transporter activity; ATP binding. The transcript has 11 exons. Lineage: Eukaryota; Metazoa; Chordata; Lepidosauria; Squamata; Candoiidae. The record is from RefSeq and is a predicted model, not a curated record. Bases 138 to 2489 code for a protein of 783 amino acids. Gene Ontology annotation, cellular component: lysosomal membrane; mitochondrial inner membrane. Gene Ontology annotation, biological process: oligopeptide export from mitochondrion.